AUGGCAGGGAGAAUAAGCUGCUGUCUGAAUCUUCCUCUCAUAGAUUCCAAAUCUACACAAUCAUCAUCUCCACUAGUCAAGCCAACAUCACGGAUCUCUUGGAGGAGAGCAGAGGAUGAGACAGAGCAACGGAAGAACAAUGGUUCUUUUGCUUUAGGCGUGGCGGCGAGUAUCCUGAUCGGUACGAUUCAGAUCAGUGACGUGGCGUCUGUGGAAGCUGCGGUUGUUAAAGCUCCGGUUAAAGAGGUGACACCGCGGAGGUGGAGUGACAAAAGGACAUGUCCGCCAUGGCUUGAGAACUCGCUCGAGACCAUUGUACCGGAGAAUCUUCCUCGUCCGUCGAGUCAUCGGCGUUUGGAGUUAGCCGGACUUGGUAAAGGUGAUGCGCCUCCGGUCGGUGCGGUGGUGACACGUGUCAGGUCUGCUUGUUUCUCCGUGUAA
Molecule: messenger RNA, 441 nt
Organism: Microthlaspi erraticum
Lineage: Eukaryota; Viridiplantae; Streptophyta; Magnoliopsida; Brassicales; Brassicaceae
Source: the annotation of a GenBank genome assembly